Messenger RNA from Oncorhynchus masou masou (cherry salmon), 855 nucleotides. Its product is annotated as pre-B-cell leukemia transcription factor 3-like. The coding region runs from base 1 to 855 and encodes 284 amino acids. Lineage: Eukaryota; Metazoa; Chordata; Actinopteri; Salmoniformes; Salmonidae. The transcript has 7 exons. Gene Ontology annotation, molecular function: DNA-binding transcription factor activity; RNA polymerase II cis-regulatory region sequence-specific DNA binding. Gene Ontology annotation, cellular component: nucleus. The record is from RefSeq and is a predicted model, not a curated record. Gene Ontology annotation, biological process: embryonic organ development; brain development; eye development.
AUGGUCGCUAAUGCUAACUUGUGCACACGUCUCAGUAUCCGGGGUGCUCAGGAGCAGGAUCCUCCAGACCCCCAGCUCAUGAGGCUGGACAACAUGCUGCUGGCUGAGGGCGUGUCCGGGCCAGAGAAAGGCGGUGGAUCUGCGGCCGCCGCCGCAGCAGCCGCUGCAGCGGGGGGCGGAGCCGAGAACUCCAUUGAACACUCGGACUACAGGGCCAAGCUGACGCAAAUCAGACAGAUUUACCACACAGAGCUGGAGAAAUAUGAGCAGGCGUGUAAUGAGUUCACCACCCACGUGAUGAACCUGCUGAGGGAGCAGAGUCGCACGCGGCCCAUCUCUCCCAAGGAGAUCGAGCGCAUGGUGGGGAUCAUCCACCGCAAGUUCAGCUCCAUCCAGAUGCAGCUCAAACAGAGCACCUGUGAGGCCGUCAUGAUCCUACGCUCCAGGUUCCUCGACGCCAGACGGAAAAGGAGAAACUUCAGCAAGCAGGCCACGGAGAUCCUGAAUGAGUACUUCUACUCACACCUCAGCAACCCUUACCCGAGCGAGGAGGCCAAGGAGGAACUAGCAAAAAAGUGCAGCAUCACUGUGUCCCAGGGUGUGGGAACCACCAUCACAGUGUCACAGGUGUCCAAUUGGUUCGGCAACAAGAGGAUCCGGUACAAGAAGAACAUCGGCAAGUUCCAGGAGGAGGCUAACCUCUAUGCAGCCAAGACAGCGGUGACGGCAACCCACGCUGUGGCAGCAGCCAUCCACAACAGCCAGGCCAACUCACCCACCACGCCCAACUCUGGCUUCCAGAUGAAAGAUGAGGAAUUUCAACUGGACUCUGCUGAGAGCAAAAACUCCCUUUAA